Messenger RNA from Triticum dicoccoides, 833 nucleotides. RefSeq lists its product as uncharacterized. The record is from RefSeq and is a predicted model, not a curated record. Lineage: Eukaryota; Viridiplantae; Streptophyta; Magnoliopsida; Poales; Poaceae. The transcript has 4 exons. The coding region runs from base 98 to 556 and encodes 152 amino acids.
CAUCCUUCCUUGUGAUCCGGCCAUCUCUCCGCUGUUCUACCCUUGCUGCUUCCUACCCUCUCUUGCCGCCUCUGCUGUGAGCGAGCGAGCGCGAGGAAUGGAGGCGAGGCGGGAGAUCGCCAAGCGGGCGCGCACGGCCGGCACGAGCAACGACGACGACGCCGGGAGCCAGGGGAGCGCGGGAGGGGCGGCGGCGGCGUCCUCCAGGGCCGACGUGAGCACCGGCGCGGCGGAGAUGGACGGGGAGGAGUUGGCCGUCGUGGCGGCGGCGGAGGCUGAGGUGGCGGGCUCGGCGGAGACGGAGGAGCACGUCCAGCGCAUCCUCCUCGCCAUCGACAACUUCACCCGCAAGGUGUCGGAGAUGCUGGACUCCGGGCGCGCCAUGUUCAAGGACCUCGCCGCCGACUUCGAGGACCGCCUCUGCACGAACCACAAGGAGAGGGUGGAGAAGUGGGAGGAGGAGAUCCGGGAGCUGCGCGCCCGUGACGCCGCCAACGAGCAGACCCGCGCCGUCCUCCACAACGCCCAGCUCCAGCUCUUCCACAUCCGCGAAUAGUCAGUCGAGUUCAGUCUGCUUCGAUCAGCUAGCUGUUCCACACAUCUUCAGCAAAGGCAAGACAUCCAACAGCACUGUCUGCAUGCAACAGCAGCAGCUCCCCUGUUUCUUCUGCAUGCUUUCUGCUGUAUAUCUUUCUGAACUUAUCAGCACAGCUAUAUUAACAAGUCCAGUUUGAUGUAGUACUACUAAUACUGUAUGCUCGUAUGAAUCUGCCACCUGCAGUGAGUUGCCACUUCUGAAUCUGAACAUGAAUGCCUUGCACUUUAGUUGAAUA